This is a messenger RNA of Bemisia tabaci, 642 nucleotides long. The record is from RefSeq and is a predicted model, not a curated record. NCBI's taxonomy places the organism in Eukaryota, Metazoa, Arthropoda, Insecta, Hemiptera, Aleyrodidae.
AUGCAUCGGGCCGCUUUCCCUGGACUUGCUCUCGUAGCACUUCUCCUCAUCUCUCUCGUCAUCGACGGAAGAGCAAGACCGAACGGAGAAACACCUAUGACCACACCACGGAACUACGUGACGAACAGUGGAAACGUCGAAUCCAAAGGAAAUCAGAACUACAAGGGAGACGGGGACACAGCAGGGAAUAGUAACGAAGUGGGAAACGGGAAUUCUGCGGGGAACGGUAACCAAGCAGGGAAUGGGAACUCUGCAGGGAACAACAACCAAGCAGGGAAUGGUAACUCUGCGGGGAACGACAACAAAGUCGGAAGUGGGAACUCUGCAGGAAACAAUAACAGUGCCGGGAACGACAAUAAAGUCGGGAACGGUAACAGCGUAGGGAAUGACAACAAAAUUGGGAGCGGCAACAAAGCAGGAUUAGGGAACAAGAUUGGGAAUGAUAACAAGGUUGGAACUGAUAACACCGUGUCCGGCAAUGGCCAGACGAUUUCAGGUGGAAAUGAUGUAAGCAAUAACAAUGUAAAAAUAGCGGAUAGUGAGGACGUAAACGUAAUGGUGGGCUACAAUAGUGGUGCUGUAAAUAUGGAUUCCCCAAGUGCCACUAAUAAGAUGAUUGGCGUUGGGAAUUUGUUCGGAUAA